Messenger RNA from Lucilia sericata (common green bottle fly), 885 nucleotides. RefSeq lists its product as uncharacterized. NCBI's taxonomy places the organism in Eukaryota, Metazoa, Arthropoda, Insecta, Diptera, Calliphoridae. The record is from RefSeq and is a predicted model, not a curated record. Bases 109 to 849 code for a protein of 246 amino acids. Gene Ontology annotation, cellular component: nucleus. Gene Ontology annotation, molecular function: zinc ion binding. The transcript is spliced from 2 exons.
GUGAUUAACAAAAAAACAAACAAACUUAGUUCAUUCUACUUCUAGUAGUAAUUUUCCUUUAAUUAGAUUGGAAUACUUAGAGGAAUUCAAUCCAUUUUCGUAACUACAAUGGCAUCAACAGCAUUAUGUCGUUUGUGUAUUUGUGCCCACAGUGAAUUUAAGAAUCUCUAUGAUAAAAUUGGACAGGGGAAUGAAAUUUACGAAAUUACUGUAAAAUAUUUUGAUCCUAUGUUCCUUAACUCCCAGCAAUACCCGCAACUGUCUACGGGUAUAUGCAUACAAUGUUGGCAGCAUAUCGAUGAUUUCCAUAAUUUUCAGCAGUCCGUGCACAAUGCACAAAUGAAAUUUGAACAGGACAUUAACGAAAUCGCAACUAAUAUCAAAUUGGAAAACGGUUUAGCGGCAGAAAUGGAAACCUCAAAUGACAAUAUAAGUUUUAACGAAGAUGGAACAAGAGAAAUCUGUUUAACACAGUUAGAUAUAAUAGAGGUGAAAAACGAAGAUUCUUUCGCACUUGAAGAGAACAUGGAAGAUGACAACAACCUGAAAAUGGAUUUGUUGGAGGUGUUACCCAAACGAACAAGAAAAAAGACCAAACUAACGGAAAUAAAAGAUGAAAAUAAAAUAAAUGUAAAACGUGUAAGACAAGAAAAAGUAGCAGCCACUCCAAAAAGAGGUCGAACAAAAUUAUCACGCAAAGCCGCAAAAAUUUGUCAGGAGAAGUUAACAAAUAAUACUAAACCAAAAAACACAAAAAUUCCAAACCAUUCACAGAAUUUUUCAUUAAAUUGUAAUGAAAAUGAUAAUGAUAUUAACAUGGAAGAUUAUACAAAGAUAGUGAACAAAUAAGCAGUGAAAAUCAGAACAAUAAUUCCAAUUCAUCAA